This is a messenger RNA of Mauremys reevesii (Reeves's turtle), 958 nucleotides long. RefSeq names its product Sin3A associated protein 18 (gene SAP18). Gene Ontology annotation, molecular function: transcription factor binding; transcription corepressor activity. The transcript is spliced from 4 exons. Gene Ontology annotation, biological process: negative regulation of DNA-templated transcription. Bases 35 to 496 code for a protein of 153 amino acids. Gene Ontology annotation, cellular component: nucleus. The record is from RefSeq and is a predicted model, not a curated record. Lineage: Eukaryota; Metazoa; Chordata; Testudines; Geoemydidae.
CGCGCUGCUUGGCCCGCCGGAGCCCGGAGGGAAGAUGGCGGUGGAGUCGCGGGUCACGCAGGAGGAGAUUAAGAAGGAGCCUGAGAAGCCCAUCGACAGGGAGAAGACGUGCCCGCUGCUGCUGCGGGUCUUCACCACCAACAACGGGCGGCACCACCGCAUGGACGAGUUCUCCCGCGGCAACGUGCCCUCCAGCGAGCUGCAGAUCUACACCUGGAUGGAUGCAACUUUAAAAGAGCUGACCAGUUUAGUGAAAGAGGUCUACCCAGAAGCACGGAAGAAGGGCACACACUUCAAUUUUGCAAUAGUUUUUACAGAACUCAAGAGACCCGGUUAUAGGGUGAAGGAGAUUGGCAGCACAAUGUCAGGCAGAAAGGGCACAGAUGAUUCCAUGACUCUGCAGUCUCAGAAGUUCCAGAUUGGAGACUACUUGGAUAUAGCAAUUACUCCUCCAAAUCGUGCACCGCCCCCAUCAGGACGCAUGAGACCAUACUAAGUGACAAAGUGUUACUUUGUUUAAAACUGAUCACGUAUAUUUCCCUUUGAUAGUACUUGCUGCUUGAAACAGGCUCUUUUUUGUUUUUAUUGCUAAGCAAGAACAUCUGAGAACACACUUAAGCCUUGGAAACACUUUUAAAUCUUUAUUUUACUCUGUUUAGAAGAAAAUAUCUUUCAGCAGCUUCAUAAUCCUUUUCAUAGUAGUUAUGGUUUGAAAAGUAGGAAUGUUCAGUGUUUCACAAUCUCUAAAAUAUGAGCAGCAUAACAUAGAAGUGUUCUUUUUGUUCUGUUAGAAAGUGUCAUGUUUGGAACAAAUAUAUUGCUAUGUCAUCCAAAAUUUAGUGUCUGUUUUUAAAGAUUAAAUCAGGUCUGCGUAAUAAGUGCUUAAUUAAACCGUUAAUGUCAGGAGUUGUUUCAAUAAAUUGUGGCCUCUAAAAUGAGGAGUGAAGCUUUCCUGGAA